GCCCCCACCGUCUAGGUCAAACUGUCACAGGCCGUCGCCCUGGCGCAGUGGUAUUAUGUAUUGGCUUCAGGGCUACAGGAGUUUUAUUUUUGGAUAGGUUACGGACACUGUUGCCCUCUGCCAUAGGCAGGCUGGGGCUCAGUUGUGGAUGAGGCAGUCCUUGUCACACUCCAUGCUGGGAUUAGCAGGCUGCGAGCAUACUCCCCAAGCCAUCACACAAAAGUUGACCCAAUGGAAGUGACACGGAUAUCCCACGCAGGGCCUUUAAAGGGGUUGGACAUGCUGAUGGAAGCGAGCUACAACAAUGGGCUGGACCCGGACCUCUCCCAACCAUAUCCUCCUCCAGUACUACCUAAGCCGGGCAAAGACAACGCAAGACUCCAGAAACUAAAGAAGAAGAGAUCCAAGAAAAAAGGUGGCCCCUCCCAGACUCCUAUCCCCUUCCGCACCUGUUUGUCUCCUGUCAAUGAAGCAAGCACGGACCUCGAACACAGCGACCAUCCCUCCCCGUCUAGGUCCCCAAAUUCAACUUACCUUGGGGAUUCCUCAGUCUCCAAUUUCUCAACGGCUCCUUUCUAUAAUAACUGCAAAUCCCCCUUCCCUCCUGCUCGCAGCAGCCCCUUUCGCCCAACAUGCAGUUCUCCGCUACAGCACUACAAACCUCCUGUCCGUUCAUAUGAGGAACAGGUGGCUCCACUGUAUGAGUGCUCAUCUUUUUUAUUUGAGGAUGACACCCCUUUGACCAUGCCAUCGCUGUCCCCAUCCCCACCACUGGAGGGGGUCGCAGCACCACCUUCUGUCUCUCCCUUUGUCUUAACAAAGUCCAAAGGCUCUUUGGGUUCAUUCUCUGCAAUACUUAAAGAACCAACCCCCAUGCCCAAUUGUAGCCCAAAAAUUUCCACCCACACCCUGACCCUAUCGUCCACUGGCCCCACGACUGGUCAAGAGCAGACUUCAUCUCGAGUUCUGGAUUUAUCGCUUGUUCCGGCACUGCUAUCAGUUUCAGUCCCUCAGACACAGCCUUUAAGUGGCAGCAAACACAAAACAAACUCACAAUCAAAGGCCAAAGCCUCUUUGACCGCCAAGCCUGCUUGUAAUUCCGUUUGUCCUAACAGCCAAAUACCCCCUGAGGUGACCGACUCAAAUAUAACACUUGUUGAAACGGUCAAAGAGAAGAAAUUAAAUUCCCAGCAGACAAAGAUUUACACAUCCAAGGCAACCUUUUAUGAGAUCUCUAAGCCCCCUUCGCUGCAGGAUCUCACAGUAUGUGCUGCAUCGUCCCAAGGUGCAUCAUUAUCUACUGGAGUCAGCGAGAAAACAAUAGUGACUGCUGUAAAGAAUGUACAAAAAGUACCAGUUGCCUUUACCCCAUUGAGAAGACCCAAAACACCCUCUUCUACACCCAGUAGGGGAUCCACUCCUGUUAUUGAAAUAUCAAAAGCGAAUCCACUCUUAUUUGCUACUAGUCCGGCAUCUGCCUCUAGCCGUGAUUUGCAACAUUCGGCUUGCAAUUUGGAGGUUUGUCCAAAAACCAAUUCAAGGAAAAUUAAGACUCGAGGUAAGAUCCCAACAGCACCAAAAGAAGCAAAUAAGGGUGGAUUAAAUAGCAAUACGUUAAACAAGCAGUUUUUGGAGCCUACAAGAGAUUUGAUGGGGAAUGAUAUGCCAAACAGGUGUAAGACACAUUCAGAAGGACCCAUAGACAGUUUAACACCAUGUCUUCCAACAGAUAGCAUGACCGUGGUUGUACAUCAUCAUUCAACGUUGAAAUCAGAUCAAAGUUCACCGGAUGGUGCUCUACUUUUGCCAAAUAUUCCAGAAUUUAUUUCAGGUGUACCAAACACUGCUUCAAAUCCUAACCCCAUAACUGUAAAUACAACACAAGUUCCCCAAAAUACAAACUUCCCUUCACCAAGCUCUAACCCACAUGGUCUGCCAGCUUUGGAGGCACGUAAAUCAUUGUCAUCAUUAUUGGGAUCUCAACUGACGCAAGCAUCGAAGCAAAAAUCAAGAUCAACCUAUUAUGGUCUUACUCCAGCUGAAUAUGUUGCCUAUGGUGGUAUUAGGACUUACAGUGCAUAUCACAGACCGGUAAGCCCCAACAGGCUGAGCUCAAAUGAAGCACAGCCUAAGGAAGACUUGCACGCUUUAUCCGUCAGUAGCUCUGAACGAACUGCAACAAGGGCGCCUGAUGGACACCAACCUAUUGCUUCGUCUGGGGAGCCCUCUGCUGCACUUGUUUUGCAUCAACCAUCGGUCUCAAGGGAAUCAAACAUGGGCAAAGAGCAGACACCAAAUAAAGACAUUAAGCAAGACAGCCAAUUUGAAGGUCAAAUAAAUGGAUUACAAACGAGUAAAACAUCUGCUGAAGAGAACACAAAACCAGAGCUACCGUUUGGCUUGACACAGAAAACUAUGCAACCGUGCACAAGUGACGUAACAUCACCAAAAUCCUCUUACUCCGAGGCUUCAAUAACCAUGCCUAAAGCAGGUGAGGUGCACCCACAAACCUUGGCAUCCCCUAGUACAACCCCUUCAUGUCUGAAUAACACUAGCAGUUUGUCCAUUAUGUCCUCUCUCUCAGAAAUUAAGGAAUGCAUGAAUACUAAAAUUCUGAAUGGUGAAUCCCCUUAUCUUAAUCCAAGUAUUGAUAAUACCUUUAAGAAAUCAAACAAUGAAGCAAGCAAACCAGAUCAUGUAGAUAUAUCUGGUUCAACAAAACAUCCAAAUACUCCCCCACAUGAUUCAGUGAAAUCCACCAUGAUGCUGGCUAAGGACCCAUGCCAUCCUAUAACAUCGUUGUCAGGAAUAAGGAAAUAUACUCAGCAUGAUCCAAAAUUUGCAACAAGUAAAGCAACAGUCCACCCCUUAGUCUCAAAUAAAGGCAGAGAAUCGAUGCAGGAAAUCAGUGGCAGUAAGAUACCAAAUAGUGUACCCCAGAACACAAUCAAACAAAAUGAUUUACCUUGCAAGAGUACAAAUGGAGCAUAUUUCCCUGACAAAGUGGGCAAUUAUGCUCCAAACUCAGAUAUUGCAAGCAGUUCAGUGUCAGUUUUUCCCUUAAAAACUAAAAUGUUUACCAACCAAAAUCUGGAAACACCCCAAUCAAUCAAGGUAACACUUCCUCCAAAUAAUAUAAUUCCCUCAAUGGUAAACAACGUACUGAAACAGAAUAUUUCUGGAGCAGUAAUUCCACCUUCAUUACCUCAGUUGCAACCUUUUACAAUUGAUUCCGUGACUGCUUUGACUGUUUCAAAAAACCAACUCCCCUCCCUCCAUGAAAUGAAAUCAGAAAAAAAAUCGGAUUCUAAAAUGCCUUUAGCAAUUAUCUUAAAUAAACCUAAUAUGUCUAUCCAAAAGGGAACCAGCCAAAGCAAAACAAAUAAUAAAGUAAUACCAAGCAUAACAUCACAUUUUCAGGACAAAAUAGUUCAAGAGGUCACUGCGGAAAUAUCUAUUGCCAAGAGUAACAAAAAAGAGUCGAUGGUUGCUGAUGUUUCUAUGGCUCAAAAGAUACAUAACCAUGUUCCUCAUAAAGAACAAUUAAUGCCAAUACAAGACAUAAUAGAGUACCAUUUUCCCAGUAACAUUGCCAGGGAAACUGAACUGCAUCAAAGCUUCAACAUGGGAGCUAAAGAGCUCUCAGCAGGAAAAAUGCCAACAGAAAUUACUCAAAAAGAUACCAUACCUAAAACUGGUUCUGAACAAUGUAUUAUUGAGUCUAAACAGACAUUUCAAGAAAAUGUGCAAUUGAAAAUGUCUAAUAGUGCAGUGAAACUAUCUAAAGCGAUCAGUGAGGCUUCUCAUCAUGGUUACUCCACUGCAGAGUCAGCAAGUGUUAAGUCAAACGUGUUCAACGUUGGCUGUAUUAUACCUGUGAUUGAAAAUAAAUUCCCUAAUGAACCUUUUCUGGAAAAAGUAUUUGAUGCAGCAGGCAGGUCAGACAAAGCUUCCAUUGAAACAUCUUCUUUGCCGGGGAAGCCCUUUGUACCAUUUGGCCCCAUCUUGAGUCGUGUCACAUCAAAAAGCCCUAUGUUAACAAUGGCCUCAGAUGGUCAAGAAGCACUGAAACUGGUUGCUGACACAAAACACCCUGGGGGCUAUUAUAAUAAUCCAAAAAUAACUGAACCCAGAAAACCUCUUGUUUACCCUAUGACACAUGUGUUAGAAGGUAAACAAACACCCACUGUUCUUCUGCAAAACAGAACUUUUACACCUGAGCCCAUAUUGACCAAUCAAUCAACUGUGAAUGCACGGUUAUUUUCACUUCCUGCUAGCAAUGGUCAACCUUUAAUGACCCCUCCCAAAGUAAAGCUUAUAAAUACCCGAAUUAAUUCACCUGCCCCAGGGUACAUCAGAACCCCCUCACCAAGAAUAAACACACGAAGCCCAGCCAUUAUAGGAUCCCACCAAAUCAUUGAUCAUUUUAAUCCAGCAAAAACUGAGUUAAGGUACUCAGAUAUUGAAGCUGAACACUUAUUGAAGAAAAAUAGUGAAAAAAACAAGUACUUCGAGGUAAACACACAGAUUGUACGCUCACAGCCUCAUUCACCUCAAAGCCAUCGCCAUGGAUACAUUUCCCCGAACCCUCCCCAGCAUGCCAAUUCCAUCAGAAAUGUUAACGACCCUCUAAGCCCUUCGAAAGAAACCAAGGACAUAGCCAAAACUGUGACCCCACACUUCAUAGAUCCUAUACCGAGUAUAUACCCUCAAACCUAUGUCCCCAAAAUUGGUCAUGCCUCAGAUGAUCUACAUACCUUAAACUACACUACACAAAGUGCAUCCUGUUUAGAUGUCAGGAAAAAGUCAUCCCCCCUAACUGAUGCAAUUACCAGUAACAUUCAGGGUUCCUUAAAGUCGACAAAACAAAGUGAUUAUUCUCCAAAUGUAGGAAAAGGAAGGGCAGUACCAACAGCAAGUUCAAUGCUAGUUAAUAAGAGUAUUCUGGUUGAAGUACUUUCCCAGACAGAACAGAUAUUAACUAACUUGGCUUCAAGCUCAGCAAUGGAGGGAAAACCCUUAGAUAAUAUCUCCAUCUCACCAACCUUCUGCCUCUCCGACAAAUUCGAAAAUAAGCCACCCAGAACCUUGCUAGAAACUAAAAAGACAUCCUCUAACAAAACCGACCCACCUCCCAUAAAUAUAAGUCAAAUACAGCCCCCUACUGACUCAAUAUCGAAAACAAUCCCAGCAGCAGAUAAUGACAUAGAACCACCCAUAGUGAAAGGUGCUGUGAUUGAUUCUGCCACUCCUGCCUCUUUGCCUCAGGACUCAGUCUCAGUCAAAGUUCCUGCACCAAACAGAGGAAUGUCAGUGCCAUCUCAGCCAAAGGUUGGACUCAAAGAGGAGAAAGUACUAGAGAGCAGAGCUGCGACGACACCAUCGGAAGAGAGGCCCUCUACGAAGUCCCCGACAUCAACUGCAUCUUCAACUGAUGACAAACCAACCGCCGUGUCAGAAAUGGCUCCCCCUGCUGAAAUACCCAAGGCGCUAGUAAAACCUAAAGGCCUUAAGGCCAAGCUGAGUGGGUGGUCACGCCUAAAAAAACACAUGGUCGAAGAACCCGAGGAGCCCCUGUUUCCAGAGCCCCUGGGGGAAUGUCAGGCAGCGGUCAGUGCUGGUGAAAUGGAAACGAAUCCAGUCAGCAGAGAAGAGGUUUUGGUAGACAGGUCCUCUGGUCUGGAGGUGCUCAAGGAAACAGAGGCCCCCAAGGCGCUGAAAAUGUGGGAUGCGCUGCUCUUUCAUAUGUUCUCUACCAAAGAGAAAAUCAUGGAGCAGAUCAAACCCAAGAACGACAAGUCGGACACAAAUGAAAAGGCCAAAGAGAACCAGGUUGAGGUUCCAUCAUUUGUGAAUCGGCUUCCUAUUCUUCUGUACAGUCCCCGCUUUAACGCCAGAAAGCUCAAAGAGGCUGCAGCAAAGCCCCUCACUAAAAUUGCCACAGUGUUCGAGAGAGGACUACUAAACCGCAAAAACCAGGAUGAUGAACGCAAAGACUUUAAUAGAAAAGCAAGAGGAUUUGGUGAUUCAAAAAAGGAAGAUUGAAAAUGUAUUGACAUUCAAGGCUCCGACUUGGUGUAAGGAGAAUUAGAAAUAAAUAAAGUCAUCGGUACAAGUUAGCAUUAAAAGUCAUGUUCUGAUAUCUGUUACGUAAUAUUGCAGGCAAAGGGAAAUGACAUUGUUACAUUUUUUGUUAUUUUAGAUUUUUUUUUUAUUAUUUUAGAUUUUAAAAAAUAUCCUAUCGAAAAACUAUUCUAUGUGUCUAACAUGAAUACUUGACUAUCACUAAUCCAAAACAAAUUAUUAAUGAAUGAGUGGUUGUUUAACAUAAUUUAAAUUAGUAAAUUAACAUGCUCUUAACAGGCGAACACCUGAGUCAAAGCCAAAUUCGAUAAAAUAUUUAAUUAUUGUUUAAUUGAAAUAGUAAGCCAAUCGACAGAAUUGACUCCAUAUUUGGAUGAAAUAUAUAUUAGCAGAUUAUUCAUCUUGAAUUAAUUGUGUAGAGUUUUAUGAAUGAAAGCCACGUUAUAUGUCUGUUGCGUGACUACACGUAGAUCUUAGAUAUUGACAUAUGAUAAAGUUCUUGUCUGGUUUUGAGAGAGGCAAUUUCCUUUCGUUAAUUUUUUUUCUAUAUAUAUGCAGUGUAGUGCUUGCCUAUGGUCUAAUCUGUUUCCUAUUGCAUUGUCACAUGGCUUUUACAUUCCUGGUACACAGGGCAAAUUGACGCUGAAUGCAUGAUGAUAUUUGACGGCUACCAUUUGAGGGAGAACAUCUUGUAGAAAAAAAACACAGAUUCAUGCAUGGUCAGUAAUGAGUAGAAUGACAUGGCUUCAGGGAGUUGAGGUGUGUAUUGUCUAGAAGUGAAGGUAGAGUUUGAGAUGAGUCUGGAGCUAGAAAGGCUGUUGAAACAGUUAGCGUAGUAAGGUUAAAUCCAGAGUAAAAGUUACUGAGAUUCAAAGCAUGUGGAAAGUAUAUGGAAGUAAGAGAGAAAUAAGUCACAAAAUAAUAUUUGUAUUGAAUUGCUUUAAAGGGAUUCCCUUUCCUAAAAUUCCUGACUUGAUGUAGUAACCCCAUCAUAAUCUAAUAGCUGGUAAAUUAAUCUGCUACUAAUCAGUAUAGCUACUGCAGUGGUACUUAAGAUAAACUCUUUGUAUUUUUUGGUUACAGUGUGUUUGAAAUAGCAUAAAAUCAAACAUGAAAACAUGUGUUUGUUUGUUCUUCUUUGUUCUUUGAACCUUAGAUACUCGUGCCCCGAUACAUUUAAGUAGCAGUAACAUAAUUUAUGUUAUGAGAAACACAACGUCCUACAACAACAACUCUGAAUUGUCUAUUAUGUAUGUCAUAUUUAAAAGAAGCUGUUGUGAAAAAAAUACAUUGUUAUGAUCUUCCAAAAGGUUUUUACCUGGCUUAUAUUUGUCAUGUUCACUGCAGUCGGACUCGUUAUCAUCUACAGCCACCUUCUCGUAUUUGCCAUGACCUGACACCACAAAUUUGUAUCUUUUGCCAGGGGAGCUCCCCUGAAAAACACAAUUUUAAACGCAUUGAUUCAUCAUCAUUACAUUGUGCAUCACCACCAAACAAUUGGAUUGCAUAGGUAAAUAAAAUGAACUAUUUUAACAAUAAGUAGCAAAAUAAUAUACUUGUAAUCACAACUUCUCCAAUAAAGCUAUAGUUCACACACAUAUAUAGGUUUAGGUAUAAAGUAAUAAUCUGUGUGUGUAAUAAGAGUGUGUGUCCCGUGUUUCGGAGCAUACCUUGCCUCCUCUCCCAGGAGAUGAUGAAUCACCAAGGUUCUCCCACAAGUUCUUCUUGCAUAAAACAUCCCCCGGUUUAAUCUCCUGCGAGUAGAGGAAAUUAUGUCAUGGUUGAAGCAUCCUGGGUUAUGGUUAGGAUGAGAUCAUUGUUUUUACAUAUUUGCUCUGUGUGACUCCUCCGCAACACAGCACACAUCGGCGGAUCAAGCUCAAGCCGGACGUGACACACACCGUCAUUAGAUAAGAAGUGUUAUGUUUUGUUUUGUUUGGCAUGUUGUAGACACAGGGACUGGCAAUACAAAUUUCAGCUGAGUUAUUGUAAAGUUAAGGAAGAAAUGUAUAAUUUAAGUGAGGAGGAAAAGAGAAUUAGACAGCAAGGAAUGUUAAAGGUCCCAUAUAAUACUACCAGGUGUGAGUGUGAAUCGCCAUUACAAGCCAUUUUGAAAAUAUGCCUCUAGUGACAUCACAAGUGGGCGUGUCCACCUUAAUGUGUGCUGGAUAGAUCAGGUUAAAUAUGGGACCUGGGUAAGUUCAGGAUUCUUGCUUUUUCGCCUUUUUUGAUCCUUCCCGGGGAGAAUAAAGGUUGGUCAAUGGGUUCAGGGAUCUCCCCGUUCGUACCCGGUACCAGCUAGCAUGAGCUCUCUGAUGUACAUUCACAGGUUCCAGAGCUCUACGCCCAACAACUCAGCUUAAUAAACAAUCAGGAUAAUGCAACACUAUUUCAAGGUUCCAAAAAAAGAGAAUUCAUCUUAUUUAACAAGCAGUUAAUUCAGUACUAUUUUGUUCCAAAUAACCUCUUCUUCUUCUGGACAUUGUGCAACAAUACAGGUAGACCGACAAUAGCAACACAAUUUAUUAGAAGCACCUAAGAAAAGCUUGCAGGAAAGCACGUUUUUUAUUUGAACAAUCGUGGAUGAUUAUUCAUUCUUGGACACUGAUCCAGUGCCCUAUUUGUUCCAGCCUGAAUUUGAAGAGAAUGAACUCAUCCAGGAUGUGCAAAGAGGGAUGAUGAAAUGGCUUACAAUUUGGUUUGGGUAGAUGCGACUCCGGUAAUAGAUCUGUAAGUGUAACUCCGUUGAAGCAUGUCUAAGUAUGGCAACGGAUGGGGAGUGUCUAUGCUGCAAAAUUAAUCUACAUAAUUUUGGAGGCUUGACAUCUCUGGUGAAUGAGCUCUGGUUGUGGCUUGAAUCAUUGAUAAUCCAAGCUGUUGUGGAGACACGUUCUCAUGUCCCAAAAAUGAUCUCAGGUUUGUAUAAAUUCUGUGUUGUUACUCUCAGUGCUACCUGUAUCACUGCGCACAACCCAGCAGAAGAAGAAACAAGUAUUCAGACCAGAAUUGUGCUGAAGUAACUAGUGGUAAAAUAUGAAAUUAUUUCUUGUUUGUACAUAGUGUAUUCCAGAUAUUCACAAGUAAAUAAAUUAAUAAAUAAAUUAAAUAAAUUAUUUUGAGAGUGCAUUAUGUUGCGUUGUGGAGCUCAUGCUCCAGCACCUGGGAAAAAACAUCAAGGCUUACCAGUACCAGGUAAAUACGGGGGGAUCACUGAACGGCACUUGUCCAACCCCAGAAAGGAUUACAGAAGACCAAAUCCUGAACUAAACCCGUUAAGGCCACAACAUUAACAGCUGAAAAAAAAUUAAAAUAAUGUUGUUGUUGAUGUUGGUGUAUCAUAUGCGGAAAAAAAAUAUGGAAAUUAAAAAAUAUGAAUCAAGAGGAUGAAAAUAGCCUCUUACUGCUGGUUUGGUUGGGGAACUGCUUCUGGUGCCAUCUGGGCUUGCCUUCACCCAUUGGUUGAUGAGGUCAGCCACGCCCACUUUAAGUCCUUCGGCAUCCUGAGACAGAGAUCAACAAUUUAUUAGUAAUGAAGUGAAUUGUGAGUUCAUGUGAGUGAUUAGCUAAAGCACCGAUUGGCAUGAAAUAUACAUUUCAUCAGUAGAAAAAAAUAAUCAAGUGUUGUGUAACCAAAACACAUGAAUUAAUUAAAGGUAAUGAUGUUUACUUAAUGGUGAUGGUUUAUAGAGGUGCUCUUUUUGUUAACCUUGGACAGUGUGACCUUAACCGAGUUCUGGGUCCAUGCAUCACCAGCCUCGAACAGGUUUUUCUUGAAGGAAACAGGCUCACUGGGAUUGGCAAGUUCUGUGGCCGGUGGUUUAGCUGUUUUAGCAUUGCUCUGCAACAACAAAUGUGAACCGCUGUGGAUGUUCAUGGCAGUGCUGUGGUUCAGAUACCGAUACUACGCUUGAGCCGAUAUUAGUCCUGACACGAGUUGAAGGGCAGAACGGGCAGGUAUAAUAUGUCACGACUGUCCAAGACUGCAAUUGGCCAGACUAUGCCGGUAAUGACUGUAAAGCACAUCCUCUGAUGUAAUAUUUGGAUGAUACCACGGUCACCAACAGAAUAAGAUAACACUUAUUUGAGUUUAUCCGGACACUUAGAGGAAGAGGAAGGAUGCUGGCAGCAGGGUCUACAGUGGAGCAUGAUUCUUUGUCAUGGUUAAUGCUGAUGGGUUCUGGGACUGUUUCAGAGAUAACACUUGCAUACUUUCUCAUUGUCGAUGUGAAUAUGUUAAAUACACAAAUACAACAUAUAGAGUAGAGUACUGAGCCUAUGUGGCUAAAUCCAACAAGAACAUGCAAAGUCAAAUGGUUAUUUUAGUACCACUUUAUUUAACAACAAAAACAACCCCCCACUAGUGUGUGAACGUACCUUGAAAUCAUGUGUGUAGUCAUCAAUCUUGGAAUCAGCUGUAGGUGACAGUGUUCUUCUCAUGCUGUUUGCGGUGAAGACAUUCUUUAAUGUUUUUCGUCUCCAGUAAUGCCUCUUCCGUCAAUUUGUAUGAACAUAGACUCACCUUUUAUUCAACGAACAAGUUAAGGGCUCCGUUUUCUGAGCCAUCGAAGAUGAUCAGAUGGAUCCAAUAAAAUAGAAGUCACAGUAAAAGACAGAAUAGAUAUCAUUGUGGAACACAUUUAAAGUAGGCAUACGUAUAUUAUGAGAAAACAAAGUAUUAAGGUGGCUUUAAAAACAAAUGUAACCAAGAACUCUUUAUAAAGACUUUAAGCAGAAUUCAAAAAGCUUCAAGCAGGCUUGAUUAUCAAACAAUGUUACUAGCAAUGGUUCAAAUCAUCACAAGACAGGCAGCCAAGCUAAUAGUAUUAAAAUGCAGAUACAUUAUUGGUUGAUUUAACUUUACCAAAAUUGGCAGUAAAUUACAUUUUAGGCAUUCCAGGCUCAGCUGUUUUGAGCGAUUUAUAUGAUUUUGUAGUUGGUGGAUGCUUAACAUUCAGGAUAGAAAUUAGUAAAGUUGCGUGUAGAGUGGCCCAAUGUGUCUGUGUGUGACGAGACAAUACGAUAUAGAGGCACAGGCCAUGUGUAACUGUUAGGCUGUGCAAAAGUUUACUCCCAGUCAGCAUGACACCAUUCUGCAAGGCAGUGACUGAAGACAUGCAUUUACACAUUCUGUGGCACUACACACUCUGCUUAAUCAGUAGGCCUACCUAUUAUUAU
Molecule: messenger RNA, 11259 nt
Organism: Gadus chalcogrammus (walleye pollock)
Lineage: Eukaryota; Metazoa; Chordata; Actinopteri; Gadiformes; Gadidae
Product: mucin-2-like
Exons: 3
Coding region: 232-6045 (1937 amino acids)
Source: RefSeq, a predicted model, not a curated record